Musa acuminata AAA Group (dessert banana) is the source of this 1031-nucleotide messenger RNA. RefSeq names its product psbP domain-containing protein 3, chloroplastic. The transcript is spliced from 10 exons. Bases 81 to 881 code for a protein of 266 amino acids. NCBI's taxonomy places the organism in Eukaryota, Viridiplantae, Streptophyta, Magnoliopsida, Zingiberales, Musaceae. Gene Ontology annotation, cellular component: photosystem II oxygen evolving complex; photosystem II; extrinsic component of membrane. Gene Ontology annotation, molecular function: calcium ion binding. Gene Ontology annotation, biological process: photosynthesis. The record is from RefSeq and is a predicted model, not a curated record.
GGGAGCGAGAUAUCUCUGAAGCUCAACCAGUGGCACGACAAUCUCCAGACGAGGAAGCGUUGGACUAUCCGGUUCGUCCGAUGGCCUCCUUCGCUACGCUCCCGGUGCUGCCAUCCCCUCUUCAUAGCAGUUCCCCGGUUCCUGUUAACCGAUUGAAAGGGUCACUCCCAUCUCGAAGCCGGCUGAUUUUCCCCGCCGCUGUUAAAUGUGACGCCGCCGAGGAAUUUAGGUCUGACAUUGGACGAUUCCCAAGUAAGAGGAGAGAAUUGUUGCUUCAGAUCUUUCUUGCUUCACUCUCUUUACCAUUUGUAGCGACGAAUGCUUCAGCUGAGACCGAUCUUCAGGAGAGUUUCCGAAUAUACGAAGAUGAGAUGAAUAAAUUUCAGAUAUCCAUUCCAAAAGAGUGGCUAGUUGGUGCUGGUGAUGCGAAUGGCAUCAAAUCAGUUACAGGAUUCUACCCUGAAGAAUCAUCUGAUUCUAAUGUCAGUAUCGUGAUCACGGGGCUUGGUCCUGACUUUACCAGAUUGGAAUCUUUUGGCAAUGUGGAUGCAUUUGCAGAAACUCUGGUAAGCGGUUUGGACCGAAGCUGGAAAAGGCCCCCAGGAGUUACAGCAAAGCUGAUUAGUUCGAAAUCUACAAAUGGGUUGUAUUAUGUGGAGUAUACAUUGCAAAAUCCUGGAGAAAGAUGCAGGCACAUUCUCACAGCCCUUGGCGUUGCAUCCAAUGGUUGGUAUAAUCGGCUGUACACAGUCACUGGACAGUAUAUGGAGGAUGAAGCUGAGAAGUACCAACCCCAAGUAGUGAAGAUGGUAUCAUCGUUCAGAUUGAUACGAGAAACUAAAGAAAUUCCUGGAGAAACAGCUUUUCUCCUAAGGCUUUGAAAAGUCCUAGGCACUCCCCAUACGUAUUUCUUGUGUAUGCUGUAACUUCACAUGCUUUGUGUCCAUUUAUAAUCUUACCAUAAAGAAACAAUUUACAACAUUUAUCAUCAUACAAAUUUUAGUUGCAGAUGUCUGAGCUAAAGUUUUCAA